AUGUUUGUUGGAGAUGGAGCAUCGAACAUGAAAACGGCCAGUGCUGCAAUGAUAUAUGAAAAAAACUGGUGUCUGGGGCAUUUAUUGAAUUUAAGUAUUCAUAAUGGAUUAGGAUUAUGGGUUCGGAAAUCGAACGAGAAGAAGAAAAAGAAAGAAAACCAAGCUCAAACAUACGAUCGCGAUGGUGGUAGUUCAGAGGUCAGCGAAGGGGAAGAAAAUGAAGAAGCUAGUAUGGACACUAGCUCAGACAACGAUGGAGAUGGAACGGAUAUAGACAAUGAUGAUGAUGGCGAAGAGCAGAAUAGUCACAUUUUAGAAUUUGUAACUGAAUCAGAAGAAGAAUCACAAUCAGAUGAUAAAACCACUGGAAAUAACUACAGCAGCGAAUACAACGGCGAUCAAAGUUCGUGUCGGCGAUGUAUUGAAUAA
Molecule: messenger RNA, 429 nt
Organism: Didymodactylos carnosus
Lineage: Eukaryota; Metazoa; Rotifera; Eurotatoria; Philodinida; Philodinidae
Source: the annotation of a GenBank genome assembly